AUGGCGAACCGUCAGUUGCGUUACCUACGUCUCAAUAUCACGAACAUCCCGGACCCUUUCAGUCUACGGAAGGGGUGGCUUUUGUGGGCAGAGAUUGGUCUUGCUGGUGCAAUAGCUACCAUCGCAGUGACAGGGGCUACCGCGUCCUUGUUCAAGGGGGAGAGCCUAGAGAGAGAGGAUCAAUUCCACCAUGAGGACGCUCUAGUUAGCUUGUUUCCACUGAUUGCAUCUUCAAGUGUCAGGCACUUUACCAGCACUGCUUGCUUGUUGGGUGUCACUGGAGUUUUGGCUCCGAUUCUUGAGGAAACUAAGUUUAAACUAGUGUGUUGGAAAGUGGAGGCUGGAUUAACUAGUAAUCUGCCACCUAGGGUACCUACUCCAGUUGCUAUUGGAAUAAGUGCAGUUGUAUUUGCACUUGCACAUCUCACUCCGGGAGAGUUUCCCAGUUGUUUGUGCUAG
This is a messenger RNA of Prunus armeniaca (apricot), 459 nucleotides long. Lineage: Eukaryota; Viridiplantae; Streptophyta; Magnoliopsida; Rosales; Rosaceae. The record is from the annotation of a GenBank genome assembly.